Messenger RNA from Juglans regia (Persian walnut), 1245 nucleotides. RefSeq names its product disease resistance protein RUN1-like. Gene Ontology annotation, biological process: defense response. Lineage: Eukaryota; Viridiplantae; Streptophyta; Magnoliopsida; Fagales; Juglandaceae. The transcript is spliced from 3 exons. The record is from RefSeq and is a predicted model, not a curated record. Bases 178 to 1245 code for a protein of 355 amino acids.
GAUAAGGAAUAGACUUUGCCAUAAAAAAUUAUUUUGGUUCUCGAUGAUGUUGAUCAUUUGGACCAAUUAAAAAAAUUAUGUGGAAAAUGCGAUUGGUUUGGUUCUGGGAGUCGAAUCAUCAUAACAACAGGGGAUAAGAGUUUGCUAACUAAGCAUAGUGUUAGUUUGAAUUAUCCUAUGAAGGAAAUGGAUCACGAUGAAGCCCUUCAGCUCUUUACCCAGCAUGCCUUCAAAAGUGACAAACCUAUUGAUGAUUUUGAGGAUCUCAAAGAGGAUGCACUACACUAUGCUGGUGGCCUUCCACUCACCUUAAAAGUGGUAGGCUCAAAUCUAUAUGGAGAAAAUAGAAAGUAUUGGAAAAGUGCAUUGGAAAAGUACAAAAGAAUUCCAGAAGAAAAUAUCCAAGAAAAACUCAAAAUAAGUUACGAUGGAUUAGAUGAUUUUACAAAAAAGAUUUUCCUUGACAUUGCAUGUUUCUUCAAAGGAGACGAGAAAGAAUAUGUCACUAAAAUAUUGGGUGGUUGUGGUUUCUUUCCCGAUGAUGGUAUCAAAAAGCUCAUUGAUAAAUGUCUCAUAACUAUUGGUGAAUAUGACCGACUGAUGAUGCAUGACUUACUAGAAGAUAUGGGUAAAGAAAUUGUCCGACAAGAUUCACCCGAAGAACCUGGCAAGCGGAGUAGAUUAUACUUUCACGAAGAUGUUCAUGAAGUACUUGAAAAAGAUAAGGGAACAAAGCAUAUUGAAGGCAUAUUGAUAAAUCUACCUUGGGGGCACCGCAAGAUACGUUUGGGUUCUGAGGUGUUUGCAAAAUUGGAAAGACUCAAAAUAUUAAUAGUUAGAAGAUGUGAUGAAAGCUUUUGUGGCAGAUUGAAUUAUCUCUCUAAUGAGUUAAGAGUUCUUGAUUGGCCUAAUUGCUCUUUGGAGUUUUUGCCAACUUCUUUUCAUGGAGAAAAACUCAUUGUUUUCGACAUCAGCGGAAGCAAUAUUAGAGAUUUAGGCAGGGGAUUGCAAUCUAAGGCAAGUAUUUUUAUUUUCAAUAUCAUGUCAAUAUGUCUUACUUUUAAAAACUUAACAAAUAUAGAUUUCCGUGACUGUGGUGACUUGACAAAUAUAUCGGAUCUUUCAAGUUGCUCAAAUCUAGAGAAGUUGAUUCUUUAUGGAUGUAAAAGUUUAGUUGAGAUUCAUGAUUCUGUUGGAUUUUUAGAUAAGCUUGUUGAAUUGAGAUGGAAGGAUGUUCCAGCCUAA